Molecule: messenger RNA, 2995 nt
Organism: Myotis daubentonii (Daubenton's bat)
Lineage: Eukaryota; Metazoa; Chordata; Mammalia; Chiroptera; Vespertilionidae
Gene: KCNE4
Product: potassium voltage-gated channel subfamily E regulatory subunit 4
Biological process (GO): membrane repolarization during action potential; potassium ion export across plasma membrane; regulation of ventricular cardiac muscle cell membrane repolarization
Cellular component (GO): membrane; voltage-gated potassium channel complex
Molecular function (GO): potassium channel regulator activity; transmembrane transporter binding; delayed rectifier potassium channel activity
Source: RefSeq, a predicted model, not a curated record
ACCUGUGGGAGAGGCAGAGAGAUGUGUGAAUGGUCUCGGUGUGAGGCAGCCAAGAGCAGCUGUGCCCGCAGAGCUGGAGUGAAUCCUACCACAGUCUCUUCACAGUGACCCGCUUCCACUUCACACAGACUAUUGAAAAGAAUCUCAUCAUAUAUAUAAACUUAUAAAAAAUAGAUUAGCUUGCUGCGGAAGACAGGUAGAAGCUCUCUGUGUUUUUGAAGGGUUAACCUGCACCAGCCAGCCUUAAACCUCAGCAUGGUUAAGCUGCCAGGCCACACAAUUCUGUGUGUUGAAGCCCCCCGAGGUCCAACCAUUCUACACACCAGGAAUGGGAGGUGCGGGAAGGUUCAGUGAAGAUUUAAAAAAUUUGCUUAGUUACUGGAAGAACAGAGACUUAAGCCCUAGUUUCUUGACAGGAAAUCCUGCACUUGCUUCCAACUGCCUUUCAUCCAGAUGAUGGUCUUUGUGUCUGAAAGCCUGCAGAUGGUAACGGGGUUCUUCCCCGAGAGGGAGCUGAAACACGAGCUAAUUGUCAGUGAGAGUGGACUUCGGGGAGACUCUUCCCUCCUCUCUGGACUCAUUUUCGUGGCCACCUGAACACGCUGGCUCGGGGCUGGGAGCAAGGAGCCAUCCGCUGGCUCCAGGCUCUCUUCACAGCUGCACAGACAGUGAGCUGAGCUGCAGGGCUUGGAGUUCACUGUUCUCUCUGCCAGACCAACCUCUGUUGUAAAUUUCCCUCCCGGAACACGUGACGAUGCAUUUCUUGAUUAUAUAUCCCCAGGGCAGCCGCGGAGCUGAGCUGUCAGAGGCUUAGCCCGCAGAGGAGGACGCUCUUGGACUUGGCCACUUAGCAAUUCAGGACUUUGGACGAAUUUGCCAGCCUUUGGUAAGUUAGUGAUGCUACUGCGCUGCAGACACAUUUGAAAGGCUAUUUCUACCAGUUAACCCUGGCCGAGCGAGCAGCGCUUCAAUGCUGAGGAUGGAGCCUCUGAACAGCACGCACCCCAGCACCGCGCUCCCCGGCACCCCCCUCGAGUCCCAUGUCCCCAGCAGCGGCAGCGGCAGCGGCAACGGGAACGAAUACUUCUACAUCCUGGUGGUCAUGUCCUUCUACGGCAUCUUCUUGAUCGGGAUCAUGCUGGGCUACAUGCAAUCCAAGCGGCGGGAGAAGAAAGCCAGCCUCUUGCUGCUGUACAAAGACGAGGAGAGGCUGUGGGGCGAGGCCAUGAAGCCCCUGCCCACGAUGUCCGGGCUGCGGUCGGUGCAGGUGCCCGUGAUGCUGAACAUGCUGCAGGAGAGCGUGGCGCCCGCGCUGUCCUGCACCCUCUGCUCCAUGGAAGGGGACAGCGUGAGCUCCGAGUCCUCCUCGCCCGACGUGCACCUCACCAUCCAGGAGGAGGGGGCCGACGACGAGCUGGGGGAGAACUCAGAGACGCCCCUGAACGAAAGCAGCGAGGGGUCCUCGGAGAACAUCCAUCAGAAUUCCUAGCACCCCCAGGGCUUCUGGAGGUGGCCCCGUCAGCAGAGAGGAAGGGCGCUUUUCGUGUCUGGUUUCACUUUUGCAGUGAGGCUGCCUCUUUGAAGAGACCCUCGGCAGGCCCCUGAGUGGGGAUGGUGGGGGCCCAGGCUCAGCCGGAGCCAGCGGCAGCCGGGAGUCCGGGCCGGGCCUGUGGUGCCAACCGCCACAGCCAAAGCCCUGAAGACGUGCAGUGUGCACAUUUACUUGGGGCCUGGGGCUCGGGUUCCUGGCCAGAAUCUGGCAGGUCCAUGUGCUUGCUCGUGUUUUCUCACUGGAUGCCCUGGGCAACUCCAGCAGCCUCUGCCCACUCCCAGGACUGCCAAAUGCCCAGGACAUGCUGGGACGCUAGUUUUGAUUUCCUGAUUUGCCCAGAGCUUUGUUCUUCUCGAUCUGAUUGGCUGUAAGUACCUCUGUGGUGUACCUGUGGCAUUCAUUCACCAGGGACAGUGCUUCUGGCCUUUUGGGUUGGGAGGGUGACAUCUAAAGGAGGACUUUCCACGGGAGAAAGCUGGAGAUCAGACCUCGGCCCAUUUGCAUAUCAUAAGGGGAAAAAGGGGGCAACCUUUAAAAUUGUUAACAUUGGCUGGGAUUAUAAGGCAUGACCCUUUCUGUAACCCACAACCCUGAACUCUGACCUGGGACCAUCCAGCUGGCAUGAAGGUUUUUUGGUUGGAAGGCUCUCCAGACUCUAACCUGCACUCCUAAUGGCCGUGAAGGGGACUCUUCCUGAUCUUUCCAGAAAGGGUACUGAUGGGGUUGAAUGAAGCCAACCCUUAGCUCUACUGCUGCUCAAUUCUCAGCCUAAUUUUCUGAGCUGGGAGAGGACAUAAGGUGGGCCUCGGUGAUACGGCCUUUCGUCACGUAGCCGAGACCUAGAAGGGCAUACUCAGGCAGAGAGCACACGAAGCUGGGGCCCACGUUCUGUUCCCUGACCUCCCGAGCCCUGACACCGGUUUGCUGUGUGGUCCUGGGCACGUCAUCAAGAGGCUUACCGCCCGCCUGAGACUCCUGAUGAUCGGCAUCCCCAGGGGGCUGGGAGGAUGUCUUUAGAUUUUAAGACUCUGUGAUAAAUCCUGCCUGGCCUGGUGUGAGGAAGCUUGGACCAGAUAUUUGCCCCUUGGCCAGUUAGUCUGCAAAAGGAUCUGCUUAUUUAAAGGAGCAGUUGGAGACUAGGAAGACAAGGAACUGGGGAGUUCAGGGCGAAUCACCCACCCAUCCAGCCUGUCGUUUCCCCAGCAGCGAACCAAAGAGGCAGACGCCACAUUUCACUCUGCAAAGUCCUCUGGGUGCUGGAAUGUUAACCCUCCAGCGGAGGGAACGAGAAACCCAAAAGGAAACACUCAGGAAUGCUUUCCGGCAUCCCUGGCUAUUCCUGUGGCCGAUGGCUUUGCAGCAGACCCUCUGGGCCCUUGAAUAUGAGCAGGAAGAGAAACACACCAAAAGGUCAAAUUUAAUUCUAGUAAAAACAAAAAACUU